Messenger RNA from Clupea harengus (Atlantic herring), 760 nucleotides. RefSeq names its product coiled-coil-helix-coiled-coil-helix domain containing 4b (gene chchd4b). Gene Ontology annotation, biological process: protein import into mitochondrial intermembrane space. Gene Ontology annotation, molecular function: protein-disulfide reductase activity. NCBI's taxonomy places the organism in Eukaryota, Metazoa, Chordata, Actinopteri, Clupeiformes, Clupeidae. The record is from RefSeq and is a predicted model, not a curated record. Gene Ontology annotation, cellular component: mitochondrial intermembrane space.
UGGCGGCGACGUUGACGUAUCACAGCAACGGGCAGAAGCAGUCUAUGUAUACUGUAUGUCUAUGGUCGUGGCGUGCAGGCGAAUAGUUAUGGGAGGUCGUGGGGUAAAGGCAAACACUAUGCUAGGUAUGGUAGACGGUGUUCGAGCAUAAAUCUGGUUGCAUAGUCUUUCUUCAAAGCUGGAUACCUAGAUUGAACAAAAUAAGCCUGUAAGUUGCGGCAUGGCAUCAUCUGUCGCCGAAGAGGGACAAUCCCAGGUGAUCCGUGUGAACAGGGAAGAGCCCCAGACCCCCAGCAGUGUGGAGACAUGGGGGGAGGAGAGGGACAACAUGAGAGGUCUCAUUCUGCCCACUGGCGAGAUAAACUGGGCGUGUCCGUGUCUGGAUGGCAUGGCAACCGGGCCUUGUGGGGCGGAGUUUCGAGCAGCCUUUACCUGCUUCCAUUUCAGCCGUGCGGAUGAGAGGGGCGAGGAGUGCCUGCAGCCUCUCAGAGACAUGCAGGCCUGUUUACGGACCCAUGUGUACUCCCCCCAGGAGGAGCAGCAGGAGGAGGAGGGGGAGGGGGAGGGGAGGGGGAGAUGGACCCAUGUGUACUCCCCCCAGGAGGAGCAGCAGCAGGGCCGGACAGAGGCCUCCAUUGGCCGCCGUCAGAGGGAGAAGACCCCGCUUGGCCAAUCAUGUGAGGGGGAGGGGUACGAGGCUCAGAGAGGCCUGGAGAGCUGGACAUCGACCCCACCUGACCAGCGGACCACGGAGCCCUGA